UCUUAUCAUUGGUCUCCAAGUACCAUCAAACCCUAUUAUUGAAUUGAAAGAGGGAGAGAGAGAGAGAGAGAGAGAUGGAUGCUAUGAGGAUGGAGGCAUUUCUAAGGGUUUGUGUGAUCUUGCUCUUACUCACCACUGCUUGUUUGGUUAGAUUUGAUUCCCAAACCAGCCUUAUUUUCCCUUCAUACUCUAGAACUGCUAGUUUCAGAGACAUGAACGCUCUUUUUGUGUUGGUGUUCAUAGACAUAGCAGCUGCAGGAUAUAAUGUGAUUCAACUUGUGAUUAGAUGUAUGCUGAUUUCCUCACCUCAGAAACAAGAUAUGAGGGGUUCAUACAAGCAUCUUGCUUGGUUCUCUUUCUUGUUAGACCAGGCGGUCGUCUACAUGAUUUUCGCAGCAAACUCAGCAUCUCUCCUGGCCUCUGUAUACGCACUCAACGGUGAACAUCAUUUGUUUUGGAUGAAAUUAUGCAGCAAGUUCAACCGAUUUUGCACUCAGAUCGGUGGUGCCUUACUUUGCAGCUACGUUGCAUUCCUCCUGAUGGCUGUCGUAUCGUUCCUUUCGGCUUAUGGUCUAUUUAGACACUAUUCACCCAAAACUUUCCUUGUUUUAAAGUAAAAAAAAAAAAAAAAAGAACAAGAACAAUAUUGUAUGUUACAGAUUUGUUUUUAUUUUAUAUUCUAGAGAUAAUCAUAUAUAUAGUUUAAAUAAUGUAAUCGCGGUUAGUGUUACCUAUGAAGGCUGUGGUUCAUGGUUAACUUGUGGUCAAUUUCCAUACAACAGAAGUACAACAUAGAAGAUCAUUUAAAGCAUGGUGCCGUCCAUUAGAUGUUCAGGAAGUAAUGGGUUGGUGGGGUGGUACCUAAAAAUUAAUGAUCAACUUGUCUUCUAAAUCUUAUUGACCGUUUACUUUU
This is a messenger RNA of Helianthus annuus (common sunflower), 913 nucleotides long. RefSeq names its product CASP-like protein 2C1. Bases 75 to 617 code for a protein of 180 amino acids. NCBI's taxonomy places the organism in Eukaryota, Viridiplantae, Streptophyta, Magnoliopsida, Asterales, Asteraceae. The record is from RefSeq and is a predicted model, not a curated record. The transcript has 3 exons.